AUGGAAGUAUUAAAACGUAAAGCAAAUGGUAUUUCGUCUACAAAUGGACAUGGACAGAAGAAAAAGAAAAAAACAAAAAUUAUCGAAGAACAAGAUUUAGAAUCAGCUUAUUUCCAAUCAGAAAUAGCUUUUCAUUCGACUGUAACAAAAAUGAAAGUCAAUGCAUUGUUAAAUGAAGUAACAUUAAAAGAAAAUCAACGUAAUGAAAUAGAUCAAUUUAUUGAACAAAUUUCAAAUGAACUUAAAUCAAUUCCACAAGGCAAAAUUCGAGAGUUAUCAACAAUGUCUGAAUGGCUUGGAAAAUUUGAUAUAAAAAUUCCGUUGACAUUUUCAAAAAUGAAUAAACCAUUUCAAUUUAUUCCACCAACAGUUAUUGAACCAAUUGGUUCAUAUACUUAUGAUGGUUUAAUAGUUAAAUCAUCAAAUAAAAUUUCAACAAUUGUCGAUUUACUUGUGGAAAUUCCACAUAUAUGUAUUCAUAAAAAGGAUUAUCUUAAUAAUGAAUAUAUUGAAAAACGUGCUAUAUAUCUUUGUUAUUUAGCAAAAAAAUUACAAUAUCUAUUAGAAUUUUCACAUUUAAAUGAUACAACACUUAAUCAAGCUGUUUUAAUUGUAAAACCAAAUGAAACAUCAUCAUUUGCAAUUCGUAUAUUACUUGCACCAGAAAAAGAUUAUUUUAAUGAGAAACGUUUAUUACCAACAUCAAGUAAUCUACGUUGGAAUUGGUUUAAUGAUAUUAAAGACGAAAAUGAACCAUUCUAUCCAACACCAAAUUAUAAUUCAUUAGUUUUAUUUGAUUGUCGUUAUAGAGAAACAUCUGAUUAUUUAAAUAAAAUAUUUUCAUCAUCGAAUGAAUUAUUGGAAAAUGAUUUUUUAUCAUCUAAAUGUUGUGCAUUAACAGAUGAAAAAAUCGAUGAAAAUUCUUUCAUUCAAGAUGAGUGUGUUCUUAUUGAUCAAUCUGGUUUACUCAAUGUUUUUCAUACAUUAACUCGAGCUAAUUAUAAUAGAUUAAAACAUGAAGCUCGUAUAUCAUUAAAUUCUUUUAAUGAUCCAGUUAUUGAUCAUUUUCAAACUCUAUUCAUGACUACAAUGAAACCAAUCAAUAGCAUGGAUGCAAUUAUUCAAAUUUUUUCACUUGAUAAACAUGAAAAACUUCUUGAAGAAAAAUCAAAUAAAAAUCAAUUAAUUAUGGAUAAUCUUAAUAAUAAACAUUAUUUAUUAUGUCAACAAGUUAUCAGUCUACUUGAAUAUGGUUUAAAAGAGCGUAUCAGUUUACUUUGUCCUCUACCAUCAGUUACUCAACUAACAAAAACCGUAAGUUUCUUAUCUUUAUUUUUCUUACAUUUGCACACAUAA
This is a messenger RNA of Adineta steineri, 1356 nucleotides long. The record is from the annotation of a GenBank genome assembly. NCBI's taxonomy places the organism in Eukaryota, Metazoa, Rotifera, Eurotatoria, Adinetida, Adinetidae.